AUGGCUUUCAUACAACAAACAAUGUCUCAAUUCACUUAUUGUUUUGACUCUCGCUUUGGAGAAAAAACCCCUUUUUCUGCAUCGACAGAAAAUGAUUCUUUUUCCAAUGAUUUGGUUCGUGCGCAGAUGUUAUUAGAAUAUCUAAACAUUAAAGAAGAACCAAAAAAGACAAUCGACGAAACCGAAUCUUGUUUCGAUCCAAACACAUUAUAUUUUGAUGAUUUCGACGGCGCAUACAUCAAAGAAGAAACUGCCGCGGAAUAUCAUCAUCCACAUCAAUACCACGAACAGAAUGAUAAUUUCGGUCAAGACUAUUCAAGUGAUUAUUAUUCGGACGGUAAAUCUUCAACAGACGAUGAAAGUUUACACACAAUCGACGACAACGAUAGUCUCACGCAUCCUUUCCACCGGACCACUAACUCCGAAUAUACCUACGAAAAUAAAUAUAACAAUGAUAAUUGUAAUUCAUACGUCUCAAUUGAUGAGUGGAAGAAAAAUUCACUUUAUGACACCGAAGAGGAACUCACUUCAAAUUUUGAAAUGACCUCUCAUAAGCGGUAUCGUAUAUCUAUGAUUAUGCAUUACGAGCGUCAAUUACGACAAAUGGAACAGGAAAUGGAGGAUCGGUUAAUUGAGCAAGAAGUGUCCGAGUGGAUGGAUUCAGUGGAAGGUUCUACCACGACAGAUUUUGAACAAUAUUAA
Messenger RNA from Ambispora gerdemannii, 702 nucleotides. The record is from the annotation of a GenBank genome assembly. Lineage: Eukaryota; Fungi; Glomeromycota; Glomeromycetes; Archaeosporales; Ambisporaceae.